Molecule: messenger RNA, 237 nt
Organism: Pleurotus ostreatus (oyster mushroom)
Lineage: Eukaryota; Fungi; Basidiomycota; Agaricomycetes; Agaricales; Pleurotaceae
Exons: 3
Coding region: 1-237 (78 amino acids)
Biological process (GO): protein N-linked glycosylation
Source: RefSeq, a predicted model, not a curated record
AUGUCGCUGCAGGCUCUCCACAGGUCGCUUCCGCCGUUUGCACCCGCCAUCCCCGUCGCAGCUCUCCCCUUCCUCGCCCUCGUCCUCCUGUCCGCGACGUUUGCCCUCGCUUUCUACUUUACCACCCUCCCAAAACACACGCUGCCCCUCCGCGAGCUGGCUGUAGCCUCGACAGCCAGUCUGCUGGGCGGCUUUGGCGUCGUCGCCCUCUUCUGCACCGCCGGUGUAUACGUAUAG